AUGACUAUUAAUCAAACUUGGUGGAAAAAUGCCAGCAUCUACCAAAUCUGGCCUGCUUCUUAUAAAGAUUCCAAUGGUGACGGUAUUGGUGAUAUCCCAGGUAUUAUUUCCGAAUUAGACUACAUCAAAGAUUUAGGAGUUGAUAUUAUCUGGUUGAGUCCAAUGUACAAAUCGCCAAUGGAAGAUAUGGGUUAUGAUAUCAGUGAUUAUGAAGACAUCAACCCAGAUUUCGGUACUUUGCAAGAUAUGCAAAAUUUAAUUGAUGGUUGCCACGAAAGAGGCAUGAAAAUCAUUUGUGAUUUAGUCAUCAACCACACUUCUGCUGACCACGAAUGGUUCAAAGAAUCAAGAUCUUCAUUGGACAACCCAAAGAGAGACUGGUAUAUCUGGAAGAAACCAAAAUAUGAUGCUGAUGGUAACAGACAACCACCAAACAACUGGAUGUCCUAUUUCUCUGGCUCUGCUUGGGAAUAUGAUGAAAAAACCGGUGAAUAUUACUUGAGAUUAUUUGCCAAAGGUCAACCUGAUUUGAAUUGGGAGAGUGAAGAAUGUAGAAAAGCAAUCUACAAUUCAGCUGUUAAAUCAUGGUUAGAUAAAGGUGUCGAUGGUUUUAGAAUUGAUGUUGGUUGUUUGUAUUCUAAAGUUCAAACUUUUGAAGACGCUCCAAUUGUUUUCAAAGAUCUGAUCUAUCAACCAAGUGGAGAUUUGACUGCCAAUGGACCAAGAAUUCAUGAAUUCCAUCAAGAAAUGAACAGAGAAGUUAUUUCUAAAUAUGAUGUUAUGACUGUUGGUGAAAUUUGUCACUGUUCUAAAGAAGAAGCCUUAAAAUAUGUUGGUGCAUCUAGACAUGAAUUAAACAUGAUGUUUAUUUUCGACGUUGUUGAAGUUGGUUGUGAUGAAAGAGAUAGAUUCAGAUACUUGGGUUGGAAAUUGAAGGAUUUCAAGAAAGCUAUUCAAAAUCAAAGUGAUUUUGUUAAAGGAACUGAUGCUUGGUCAACUGUUUUCAUUGAAAAUCACGAUCAACCAAGAUGUGUCACUAGAUUCGGUAAUGACAAGAAAUAUCAUGACAAGAGUGGUAAAUUAUUAGCAAUGUUACAAACUACAUUAACUGGUACUUUAUUCAUCUAUCAAGGUCAAGAAAUCGGUAUGACCAACUUGCCAAGAUCAUGGUCCAUUGAAGAGUACAAGGAUAUCAACACCAUCAACUACUACAAUGCUUUUAAAGAGAAGUAUGGUAAUGAUCCAGAUUUCAAAGAAAAGGAAGAGAAAUUGUUGGACGUUAUCAACUUAGUUGCCAGAGAUCAUGCUAGAUCCCCAGUUCAAUGGAAUUCUUCAGCUAACGGUGGUUUCACUACAGGUAAACCAUGGACUAGAGUCAAUGAUAAUUAUAAGGAAAUCAAUGUUGAAGCUCAACAAAAGGAUCCAAAUUCAAUUUUGAAAUUCUUCCAAAAAAUGUUAAAAUUAAGAAAAGAACACAAGAAUUUGUUUAUUUACGGAAACUUAGAAAUCUUAGAUUAUGACAAUGAUAAAACUUUUACUUUUGUUAAAGAAUUGCCUGAUGCUAAAGCUCCAAAAGCUUAUGUUGUUCUUAACUUCUCCAAUGAACCAGUUAAAUAUACUCCUUUGAUUCCUGGUGAAUUCAAAUUGAUUGUUACUAAUGUUAGUGAUUCAGAAUUGGAUGAAGCUACUUUAUCUCCAUACGAAGGUAGAGUUUAUAUUGUCGAUUAG
Candida tropicalis MYA-3404 is the source of this 1728-nucleotide messenger RNA. Its product is annotated as glycoside hydrolase family 13 protein. Gene Ontology annotation, molecular function: alpha-amylase activity. Gene Ontology annotation, biological process: oligosaccharide catabolic process. The record is from RefSeq and is a predicted model, not a curated record. Lineage: Eukaryota; Fungi; Ascomycota; Pichiomycetes; Serinales; Debaryomycetaceae. The transcript has a single exon. The coding region runs from base 1 to 1728 and encodes 575 amino acids.